AUGUCCUAUCAUUGGUCAACGAUACCAUUUGCUUCACUCUAUGGAGCCAUUCAGCUUAACCAGCUUGAUAUCCAGUUGAAGCUGGUACCUGAACUCCAAUUUGAUUUGCAAAACCUCUUGCUUAAACCAAAACGAAGCGAUGCAAGUAGAUCCAGGCUUGAGCAGGGCAAAUUGACGUUCUCAGAUGGUAUAGAAUACCAACUUAAUGAAACAUUUGUUGCGAAUGCCAAUAAACUUGCGGACGAACUGAACCUGGACGAACUGGCAGCAGCGGAGCUACUUUAUUACGCAUGCCAAAACGAGCAGAAAUAUUCUGGAACCUCUGCUCUCGAUUCCGCCAAAGCUGCAUACUAUACCAGAAGGCAGUACAUACUACAAAUUGUGACUUACUACCUAUGUAAGUCUUCAUCAGAGGGGUUGAAAACGGCAUUUCUAUCGAAAUUAUCUUACGAUACCAUUCUCUCAUGUUAUCAAUGCAUUGAACAAGAGCUGGAUGAUAUAAAACAACUGGUAGACCGCUCAAGGCUUAUGGGAAAUCUUUCGGACCCUAGCUUAUUCAAGCCUAUUAUCUACCGCCGAGAUUCGCUAUUUGAGGAGCACCAGCUUUUGGGAGAACUCUAUUUUGCUAAGGUAUCUCUAUCAAGGAUGCAACCCACUGAGUUCGACAAAAUUUUCAAUCACUUUACGUCAUUCAGUACAAAUGAUAUCCUAGUGAUUAGUUAUCUUCCUGGAACCAUGAAACAAGUGUCAGAACUCGAAAGAUACUCAGAUGAGGAGGUGAAAAAUAUGCAUCGAAAAUUGACUGGACUUACACAAGAAUCUCACAAAUUAGCAGAAAACCCAAUCAAGGCAUUUUUGGUGCUGGUAUUCUUAAUAAAUUUCAUUCCAUGGUGCAAGUCAGAAAGCUCAAGAACCAAGCAAUUCGAUUUCACAAGCAGCGUGGAAAAUCCAAUUAAGCUGCUUAUUUCAAUAGGCGCCUUAGAACAGUUUCUUUCCCUUGCUACCGAAAUCUCCAAGCCUGAGUGUUGCACUGAUCCUAGGGCAGAUCUCAUGUACGACUUUCGCCUAUUCCUUCAGCAGCACAUUCCAAAAUUGUCGCCUUUUAGGUUUCUCGAUGUCGAUACGGACGCAACAAAUCAAUUGAAACGGGCAAUUCAACAACAGAGGCUGAAUGGAAAUCUAACAGCAGAUGAGACAGAGGCAGAGAUAAUUUAUAUUCCUACCAAGGUGUACAGUUUUGAGGCUCAUUUUAGCGACUUCUGCUCGUCAGUAUUCAGCGAAUUUGUGCAUUCUUUUGUGAAAAAUGCUGCAUUUGUGCUGACACAUCUCCGUGAUAUGGAAGAAGACCUUCUACUUCUGAGUGACUCUCUCGAGUUAGAGGUUUUAUCCAAGAAUGCCGACCUUGAGCGCUUCUAUCUUGCCGUAUAUUACCUUUACAGAUCCAGGCCUCAACUCUCAGCCCAGUUUUGGGAGGAUAGCUCCUCAAAUCUAUAUGGGUUCCUUCAAUGGGCCUCACGUUGCAACUCCCCGCUGAUAGUGUCGACAUUUUGCUGUUUACUUUCUGCGCUCUCCAACAGCAACGAAAAUGCUAUUAAUGCGUUCAAUUUCCUGCAACUCACUAACACAUCAACCCAAGAGCUUUCCUUAAAGACCCCGGUAGGCGGCUCAGCAUCAAUAUCAAAUCGCUUUUCGUGUGUCAGCUGGUCAUCCAUUUUUUCUUCGUUAGCAUUUUACAAUAAACAGUUGUCUUCCAAGCUACCAAUCACUCUGUCUGAUCAUUCUUAUUCAUUACAUCAGAGUACAGACAUUGAAAAGAAUGUUAUAGUUCAGUUAGGGGAAGACUCUUUGAUUUUUUUGUCUGGCUUUUUACAGCUCAUUUCUGACAUAGCACGAAACAGCGACAGAGCUCGUGCUGAGCUUUACGAAAGUGACAAUCGUCAGCUCAUCGCAAUAUUGACGGAAUUUCUGAAAGCCAACACUCCAUUAUCUGGAUCAGUUCUGAUGGUUAUGAGCUCCCUUGUUGGAGAUGGAGUCAACGAAAGGCAGCAAGUAUGGAAUAUUUUGGAUUCCUGGAUUUUUUCCAAGCACUCAAAGCUAAGACAAUCAAGUGCGGUGUUGAAGGAUGUUUUCUUGUCAUCACUAAAAUCCCCACCCGAAGUUAUUGGGUUUUCUACUUUGGUUCUCAAGCUGCUGCAACCUAUGAAGACGCAAGACGAGAUUUUUGAUCCGAUUGAAAUUCCCUUUCCUUUGGACUUGGGCUCAAAUUACAGAAGUCAGGGUAUUUGGCCUUAUGUGGAGUUUCUUACUACCGAGAUCUUUGUGGAGCUUACAAACAAAAAAUACGCUGAGGAUUACUCAACUCCAUUGCAACUAACUAUCCUCUCUCUAUGGGAAACGUGCCUGGCUCAACUAGAUCCGGAAAUGAUUAUGGAUGCAUCUGCUUGCAAUUUGAAAGAUUUGGAUAAUAUCACUGCGUGCAAGAACAUCAUUCAGUACUUACAAUCUCACCCAGGAACUGCAGUUUUGACAUUCCUUUAUCGGAUGCCUGUCCACAAUGCUUUAUUCACAAUUGCUAACCUCGGAAUUGACACACUGAACGAAAUUGAGCCGGAAUCAAAAGAAACAAAGUUGGUUUUGAAAGCACUCAAUGUUAUAGAGCUGCUUUUGGAUCGUGAGAGUUUUUAUACGGACGAGCUACUACCUAUCCUAACCCUUCCUGACAAUCCAUUCUAUAUCCCAUCCGCAAUUAGUACUGGGGGGCUUCAGUCGUUUGUUGAGGCACUGCUUCUGAAUUUGCCAUUGCUUGCCAACAUUGCGCUGUAUGUUGGUCUUUCUGAUUCGGAAAUUCCCAAGGUAGCGUUGUCGAUUCUCAAAAAGGUUACUUUAUACUCCUCAUCUAAAGGGAUCGCUGAACUGUCACUAGGUUCGAGAUUGCUCAGAAAAGAUAAGGUGCUCACAAUGCUUGAGACGAUCGACGAGUCUACCAGGAUCAGAUACUCUUUUAUCGAGCAGCUUGAAGCACCAAUUGCUGAACCUCAAUCAGUUACAUUAAAGAUUGAAGUGCUCCAGUUCUUGAACCAAAAUCUUCCAAGCACCUCCGGUAUAGCGACUGCCUCUCAUUUUUUGUUGGGAUUAGACACUAGAUCAAUGACAAUCGGUGAGAAAAACGAGCUUGGAUAUAUUGCUUCAGAAAAGUCCUUGCUGAAAUCCAUAGUCACACUCUUGAGAUCGAUUCUACAGGAAUUUAGAAAAGUCACAGACAUCGAAUAUAUUCCCGUGAGAAUCUGUGCUCUUUGCCUCGAAAUAAUUUACAAGCUUGUGAAAUCUCUCCAGAGCCCUUACGAGCUUUUGAACUUUUUGAGGAACGUUGAAGAUUCUAAUCUGUUCGUUGAUUUGUUGACCACCACCAAAAAAAUAGGGCUUGAUACGUUUUGGAAUGGAAGAACAUUUGAUUCAACAAUCAGUUCCAAAAACCUUUUUGUGACUCAAGGUGGUGGUAUGUGUGCACUUAUUGCCUUCACAAUGUACCGCAGUCUGAUUCUUCAGCUGGUUGCGUUGGAGCUCAGACACACGUCUCUUUACGGUUCGUACUCUUUGACCCGUAAAUACGUGAACCUAUUGAUAGACUCAAAGAAUUACGGCACGGGCUCACCCCGGUUGUUUGAAUUUUUAGAUGUUCUAGAAUUCAAACCAAAAAAUAUGAUCGAAAGAGCCAAUGCCGCAUUCGAAAAAUUCAAUUUUGAAUACAUUCUGAAGAAGAUAGCGAUCAAGACAUCAUUCAGUCAUGAAGAAAUGAACAGCUUCGCGUACGAUCUGUCUAUUGUGGAUAGGAUCAGCGCCCUUGUGGGAAAAGAGUCUCAAUCUUUAGGGUUAUUAUCAUUGAAAGGCGAAAGUGAAAAUCUUAAGUACUUUAAGGAGGAAUUUCUUCAACUGAGGAAAUUACUGAUUGCAUCAAUUUCCUUUGACAACUUCAAAUUUCACCAACUUCAAUGUCUACAUUCUUGGACCCUGCUUACUCAAAUAAUCCUGAAUGAUGGAGGACUGGAAAGAAAUAUUAGAAUAAGCUUCAUUUUCGAAGUGUUCGAGAACAUUGUUCCCCAACUAAUAGACUACCUGAACUUUGAUGUGGCAUAUGCCCAAGACCUUAUAUCUUUGUGCGUCUGUUUAUUCAGGAUAUAUGAGGUCGACAAGGCAAACAUCCAAAUGUCUGAAAGUGAUCGUGAAACUGCUGCUUUGCUCGAUUCUACGCGACUUUUCCCGGUCUUCAAAACUUCAGCCAUAGGAAUCAUGUCUCCUCAAUCGACCCCCACAAUAAGAGCCGAUCUAUAUGUGCUUGCUAAUAACUAUCUGCAACAGAGCGCAGUCAACAAAUCGGUGCUGACCGAAAUUAUGAUUUUCAUCAGAUCUGCUGAUCAGAAAUUUAUUGGAUCAAUUUGCAAUGAUUCCCUAACAGCAGAGGGCUCAUGUAAGAUUACAGCGUUGCUGCUUCUAGAGACACUCCUAAAAAGUUCGAUAUCCUUGCAAGGUUCGAAACUUAGAGGAAGCUUCCUAGUUGACACAAUUCUCCAAAACAAUUACCUGCUUUUGCAAGUGCAGCGUAUCAAGUCGAUGGAUGAGAUUGUUCUGGCAUGUCUUUCUGAUCGUCGUCCAAGGAUGUCGAUUGAUUCCUUACUCUAUGAGCUUACUACUCUCAAAACCCUUUUUUGUCUGCUCACAAGGAUAGCUCAAACGGCGAUCGGUGCUAAACAAUUGUUGCAGUGUGAUGUAUUCAAGGCAAUCACUGAUUGCUCAUUUUUAGCCGAGGACCCAGAAAUCGGGCUCACGCUGCUUUUAGAAAGCACAGGGAAUGAAGGGUUUGGCGAAAGGAAAUCAAUCGAAAUCAUUCUCUCCCUGGACUCGAGUCUUUCUCACAAAGACAAUAAAUUAGAAGGGGUUUCUCUUUACGAUCUCUACAUACCCAUAUUCCAGCUUGUGUGUUCGAUGAUCAUAUCCUUAGGCCCUCAAAAUGAACGAUGCAUAAAGAAAGCUAAGCAAUUAACCGUUCACUUUUCCAAGCUCAUCACCGCGAUUCUGAAAAAGGAUCUCUCAGCGGGAAAGAAGGAAACUAAGGAGAUUAGCGAACUUGACAUGCCUGAGGGCUCUAGGUUAAGAGGACUGAACGAUAUGGUCAAAUUGAUAACUCUUUUGGACACCCUUGUCACAUGA
Molecule: messenger RNA, 5205 nt
Organism: Ogataea parapolymorpha DL-1
Lineage: Eukaryota; Fungi; Ascomycota; Pichiomycetes; Pichiales; Pichiaceae
Product: Nucleoporin NUP192
Exons: 1
Coding region: 1-5205 (1734 amino acids)
Biological process (GO): nuclear pore organization
Cellular component (GO): nuclear pore; nuclear pore inner ring
Molecular function (GO): structural constituent of nuclear pore
Source: RefSeq, a predicted model, not a curated record